AUGCAGUACUUGCAAGUCAGUCUGAUCUUACGCAAUUCGUCGGAUCCGCGAGAGCGCCGUGCAUUUGAGUAUUACUUCCAUCGGGUAGGGCCAGCCCUUGCCGGUGCAUUGGAUCUCAACUUCUGGAGCGGAUCGGUGUUACAGAUCUGCCAACUGGAGCCUGCUGUAUGGGAUGCAGUCAUCUCACUGAGUGUGCUGUACGAGAGGCCACCUAUCUGCGACGCAAAACCAUUAUCUCUUCUCAACAAUCCAGCUGAUGUGCGCCAUGGCUAUCACGAAGAAGCUUUGGUGUGGUACUCGCGCUCCCUGGCUGCUUUACAGCGGCGAAUCAACCAAGGCGUUGCCGAUCUCACCAUAUCCAUGAUCAGCUGUGUACUCUUCAUUGCUAUUGAAUUAUUGCAAGGCAAUAAAUCAGCCGCAGUCAUCCUGUAUACGAAUGGUGCACGAUUAUUGGCUAGCACCAUGGCUUCGGCUAGAGGUUCUGAACUUUUGAUGACUACUAUCGUCCCCAUUUUUCGAAGAUUGGGGACGCAAUUCCUUAUUUCGACAGAUGGCACUUUGUCAGAUGCUUUGCCCCAGGAUCGGACAAUCCAAGAAGUAGCCUUUGUCACUAUCAGUGAAGCGAGAAAUGAACUUCUGGGCCUCAUUGCGGAAUGGAAAGUCUUUAACAAGGAUAUCAAAGCUCAAAUUGCAGCAGCCAACGAGGAGAUCCCUGAUUUGUCUGCUCUUGAGAUGCGACAAGAAUCUCUAGAAGAACGCCUCCAUAUCUGGUACGCAUGUCUCACGCCAUUAAUGCCAAAACAAAAUACAAAUCUCUACCCAGCCGCAGAUGAUGUUGAUGGCUUGAUGUCUCUCCUUCUCAUGACUCAUAUCAGCAUUCUAAUUGAAACGAAAACCUCUCUAAUUUCCAAUGAAAUGGCCUACGAUGCAUACGAAUCGGAUUUUGCUCAGAUCCUGGAAUAUGCCCCCAAGGCUACCAAUGCGACCCAUAACUUAGAUGGCAGCCAGCCAUACUUCAUGUUCGAAAUGGGCGUGUUUCUCCCGCUUUUCAUCACUGCUCUGAAAUGCCGAUUCCCUAAUUUACGACGUCGGGCACUGAUGUUUCUCCAGGUGGCCCCGCCGGUACAGGGUCUAUGCAUGUGUUCGCCUGUUGUUCAAAUAAUUUCGAUAUUGGUAUUCUUGGAAGAAUAUCCAGGUGCAAUUCUCCCUGGCGCUGGAACUAUCGAGGAGUUGUUAGCUGGAUCAGGGCGCAUUCCGGCCUCACAGCAUCGCAUCCGAACUUUCGAUGUCUCUUCCGAUGCCAACGGCGAAGGCAAAAUGAAGAAUAAAUUGAAAUACUCGGUUUACGCUUCUGGCUCCAGUGGAAAGAAUUUGCUUGUGGAAAACGAAGUUUUACUACCGGUUUUGAUGGGCACAUGA
Molecule: messenger RNA, 1419 nt
Organism: Penicillium antarcticum
Lineage: Eukaryota; Fungi; Ascomycota; Eurotiomycetes; Eurotiales; Aspergillaceae
Product: transcriptional regulator family TF
Exons: 3
Coding region: 1-1419 (472 amino acids)
Source: RefSeq, a predicted model, not a curated record